AUGGACGCCCCGCUGAAGGAGCUUGCGAAACUCGACAAACUUACUGCUGGGACGUCUUCGGCGAAGGGCAAGGCGCCGUCUAUCGACCAGUCGCUUGACGCACUCCUGGAAUCACUGCGCAAUGCGAAGGAGCGGUUCUUGUCGGGAACGGGCUCUCAGGCGACCCUGGAGGCACUGGUGAAGAAGGUGGAGGAGAAGAAGAAGGAAAUUGAUGACAGACAGAAGGAGGUUUAUAAUGCGCUCGCGAAGUUUGGUAAGGCUUUGGACAAGAAAUUCACAAAUCCUCUGCCGUCAUACGACCCCCUGUUUACUUCGCCGGAGGCCAAGGCUGCGCUAGAGCGUACUAUGGCCGUACAUUUUAUGCGCACCGGGCAGUUCGGCAUAGCUGAAACGUUCCUAAGCGAAUCUAAUGUUGAAGUGCCGGGCAUAACACGAUAUGAGCUCAUGCGGCUCAACAUGGUCAUGCAAAGCCUGCGGAGUGGAGACGUCUCUCUCGCCCUGGAAUGGUCAGGCGGGAGCAGAGAAGGCGAGCAACUGAAGCUGCGCGGCUCUCCCCUCAAGUUCCAUCUGCAUCGCUUCGAGUAUCUCAGGCAACUGCUCGCGCCACAACCGGACGUAGCAUCCGCCAUCGCCUACGCUCGCAAGAACUUCCCCCCGUUCUUCGCGCAACAUGCGGUCGAAGUGGGACGGCUGAUGAAUUGCGCGACAUACCUCCCGCUCGACCGUUUCCUCAAGUCUCCGUAUGCGGACCUUGCGAGCCCCUCCAUCCAGCUGGACUUGGAGGCGCUGUUUGCGACGGAGUACUGCGCGGCUAUUGGCAUGGGCAGACAGGCCCCGUUGCGCGUCAUUAGCGACAUCGGGGGAGGAGGUGCACUGGCGCGUAUCGAGAAGGGGCGCAAGGUCAUGCGAGAACGGAAGAGCGAAUGGAGUCAAUCCGACGAGCUGCCUAUCGAGAUACCCUUGCCGCCGGAGAACAGAUACCAUUCCGUCUUCGCCUGCCCGGUGUCCAAAGAGCAGUCGACGGAGGCAAACCCACCGAUGAUGAUGGCGUGCGGGCAUGUAAUCACCAAGGAAAGCUUGCAGAAGCUGAGCAAGCAGGGAGGCGCUGUGCCUGAACUUGUGGGCCUCGGACCGGAGGAGAUCGACUUCAUAGACGAGGUCAUCAGCCGCGCACCCGCCACGGCUUCGACUUUCUUGACGGUGUUCAAAGCUUACAACGACGUCCUGCAGGAGCGCGGGCUUGAUCCUCAGAACGAGGUCGUCUACUACGGAAAGCUCCUGAAGAUCGGGACGCUGAAGGGGAUGAGCUGGGCAGACAAAUGGAACAUGGUGAAGGAGCAGCAGGGUUACACGUCGCAAGCAGCUCAGGGGAGCUCGAAGGCUGGACGGCGAACCCAUGUCCCGCGGACUACCCCUACCCCAGUGAAAGCCGCCGCGAAACCCAGGUCAAUCGCGCAGGCUCCCUAUACUCCCGCCGACGACACCUAUACGCCUAUGACUUUCCAUGAUGAUACGACACACACCGAAGACGAGAGUCUUCCGCCCCCUCCCUCAAGAAACCGAGCAGAUACCUACCCGCAUAACGACACCCCACGACCCAGGCGCGCCUUCAUGUCUCCAGCUACAAUAGCGUCCAACAACUCCUUAGGCCUAGACACCGGGACUCCCUCACAGGCCCCAGGUUCAAGGACGGCUUUGCAUCAGAAUAUCGCUCGCCAAGCAGUGGUGUCACGACCGAUUACUCGGUGGGAUGCUGAGACCGUAGCAGCGACAGAGACUACAACGCACGCUUCUCCGAGCGUCCCGCCGUCAUACGGCGCGGCUGUCCGCGACGGUGGCUUGUCUUCUAAGGAGAAGGUGUUGUCUCUACUGCAAAAAGCCAGAGAAGUCAGGCAUCCUAUUCCCCCACCUCCUGUGACCCAGCCGACCGCCGUACCAUUGCCGCGGAGUCGCAGAGGAAGCACUAUCGAUGCUGACGAAGCUUGGAAGAAUAUCAGGAUGGCACAGGAUGAGGAGACGGCGGACGAGUACCGGAAGAACCGGCUCGUUGAACGAUGUUGGGACGUCUGGAAACAGGGUGCCCAAUGGAUCAUCACUACCGGCGAGCAAAUCGCAGAGGCUCGCGACCAUCUCAUCGCCCGCCGUGCGCUGCAACACUGGCGCAAGCGCACGGCGGAACGACGCGAAUUGUAUUCGCGCGUCGCUGCCCUAUCUGACCGCCGCUGUCUGAAGCGUGCGCUGAAUGCGUGGAAGCAGAAGUCAAAGGAGAAGAAGCAAGUGCAUUGGCGAGAAGACAUGCGUGCCCGCAUGAAGAUGGUGCGGGAACGCGACGAGCUGCGGCUCAAGAAGGACGCCUGGGCGAAAUGGCGGCAGUCGUACCUUUCGCAUCAGGCGGAGCACCAGUUCUCGCAGAAGCUGGUCAAGCGUUUCUUCAGUCGCUGGAAGAGUCGCGUCGGGAGGCUGGAUCAGCUUGACACGGCGGCGGAACAUUUUGUCUAUGCGAAAGAGGAGCGUGCGAUGGAGCGAUGUUGGGACAUUUGGCGACGAACUGCCGAGCAGCGCAUAGCUGAGAGGUCGUUGCGAGAAAGGGUAGACCUUCGCAUCAUGGCGGGGGCCAUGGACGUUUGGACGAAACACUGCCAGGAGUACCGGGUUGCGGACGAGUUCCGGGACGCAUCGAUUGUCAAGAAUGCCCUCCAGCGGUGGAAGGCAGCUCAACAGCGAAUACGGACUAUGGAAAAUCGCGCAGUCAAACACGUCGCCAGACAAGAUGAAGUGCUUGUUCGAGCGGUCAUGCGCGUAUGGAAAGCUCAUGAGCGCGGACAUCUCCUUACGCGUGUCCGUAACGUUCGCCUGCUCCGACAAGCGUGGACCAUCUUGAAGCACCGAAUGGAGGAACAGAGGGAGCGAGAAGAACUGGCACAGCUCUUUGCAGCUCGUUCCGCAUCGAUUCUCGGCUCUGCAGCGCUCAAGAAGUGGCGGGCCGCAUACACCUCUCACCAGAAUGCCCUCACAUUUGCAGUCCACUAUCAUCGAGCGCAGGUGCAGUACAAGAUGCUCCUCAUCUGGCGCCUUCGGCUACGCGCGAAGCUGCGUAGGGCCAAACAGGCUAAGGCCGCUCAGAAGCACCUGCUUUUGCGCCGAUACCUCCAUAUAUGGACGGCCAAGGUCGCGGAGAAGCAGCGUGAGCGCAAACUUGAAGAGUUCCAGCGGCGGGUCGUGAAACGGUCCUUCUACACAUGGCUUGAGCGGGCCAAACACCAGCGGGAAGUCAAUCUCGCCGAACAAAUCAUACGGCAGCGUAUCGCCCUGCGCGUCAUGAACGAGACGUUGAUACACUGGACCAACCGUGUGGCCGACGUGAAGUUUAAGGAGCUCGACACAAUCCAGAAAUACGAGAAGCAGCUCGUUUCACGGGCUUUCACGAAGUGGAAGGCUGUUUGCAAACGGCAUGUGGACGAGCUGAGUCUCAUGGAGAGCUACCAGGACAUCAAGCGGGAAGAAUCCAUGCGCAAGAUGUUCUAUCGGUGGCUCACAGCUGCGCGAAAAGUGCGCCACAGGCGCCAGGACCUGCAGGCACGAGAAGACGAGUUCAAGCUCACCGUGGUCGCCGGGGCCUGGGACAAGUGGCGGGAGCGCUUCCAGGACAUCCGUCUGCAGCCCAUGGCGGUCGCGUUCGACAAGCAGCGCCAGCGCGACCUCCUGUUCCGCGCAUUCGCCAUAUGGCACUCCAAGUCCCGAGCACAGUCGCUGCCUGCGGUCCGCUUUCACGCGUCGAAUCUUAAAGCCAAGUACUGGAAGAAGUGGAGAGACGCGAUGCCGAGAGCUCUACAGGCGAAGGCUGCCCGCGAUAGGGACCGCCGCAUCACGCUCACGCGCGUGCUCGCGCACUGGCACAAGGCGUACAAGACGAAGGUUGAGCUAAAGGCUAUAGCACGCGCCCGUUACCUCAACCUCACCCCCGCGGUCGUUCCCCGCGCACCCCACCACCAGCCGCUCCGUCCGGCGGCGCUAGCUGCACCCUUGCGACCGCGAGUCACUCCUCGCCGCACACGUCCCCCCUCCCCGUCCGAGGACGAAGCGGACGUACGACACCCCGCAGCGCCCGCGCCUGCGCCUGCUCCUCUGUUCGCGAAGCCCACCGCGAGCCGCCGGGGCCUCGCGAGCCUUCUCGAACGGCCCCCGCGCCCGCGCUCGGGCUCCCCGGAGCGCGCCGCACGCUCGCCCGAGCGGCCGAAGCUCUCGUCGCGCCGCACCGCAGCCUCGCGCGUGCCCAGCCCCGGCCGCGAGGACCCCGAGCCUGCCCCAGCGCCCCCGCCAUCGAGUUCAUCGGCGUUUGGGGGCAUCGCGGCAUGGCGAAGGGACGUGCGCCCGCCGAAGAGCGCGCCCCCGAGCGUGGUUGGGGAGGGUGGUGCGCCGAGGAGCAGUUUGUGGGACGAGUUGAAGGAGGUAAGGCGGAAGGCGCGCACGCCUGCGCGGACGGAGCGCGCGUAUUCGCCCCCGCCGCGUUGA
Messenger RNA from Trametes versicolor FP-101664 SS1, 4512 nucleotides. RefSeq lists its product as uncharacterized. NCBI's taxonomy places the organism in Eukaryota, Fungi, Basidiomycota, Agaricomycetes, Polyporales, Polyporaceae. The record is from RefSeq and is a predicted model, not a curated record. Gene Ontology annotation, biological process: proteasome-mediated ubiquitin-dependent protein catabolic process. Bases 1 to 4512 code for a protein of 1503 amino acids. Gene Ontology annotation, molecular function: ubiquitin protein ligase activity. Gene Ontology annotation, cellular component: GID complex; nucleus; cytoplasm. The transcript is spliced from 18 exons.